AUGCGGGGGUCGAUCAAAAUUUAUAUCUUUUUCCUUAUCAACAGCUUCCUCUUCCGUGGAGGGAGCUUUGACAGUAAGCGUAUGGACGAGGAGCUUUCUAUUAUUGACGUCUUCGAUCUGACAACACCGACGACGUGGAAGGACCUUAUGGACUACUACGGUGCGAUAGAAAAGCAUUGGAGAAUAUGCGUGAAUUGCGGCAUUCCUACUUUGGGUACGGCGAUACAUUUAGAGCACACUAGCUCUACGGGGUCCAUGCAGCCUGCAGUUAUUCCCACAGAGUAUCUGCUGACAAGGCUGGAGGUGAUCGACAUGACCCCGAUCACGAGGGUGCACCAAGGCGCCGUGGUCUCGUUGGAACAGGCCUUGCAAUGGUCCGCCCUGAAGCACGACCCCAGGGAGCCGACGCUGCUGCUGUUCAAAUUCGGCUGGAAGAGAACCGUCACGUACAAGAGACGGUGCGUUUGCAAGAUACCUGGUUUAAGCUACGAGCUCGCCGAGUGGAUAGCGGCAAACCUGAGCCACGUGGUCGGCGUGGCGACCGACGCGCCCUCACUCGAGUCCGAACAGACCAGGGAAUUCACCACGAGGACCAUCGCCAACGUGCUAGGGAAGAGCGGCAUCUAUAUGAUUGAGAACGUCAACAUAAGGAGAAAGAUACCGGAUCGGGGCUGCAUGACCAUAGCGAUGCCCCUCAAAAUGCUCAGCGCCAACUACGUGCCAGCCCGCCUGACGGCGUUCUGCCCCUCCCAGAAGACAGACCAGCACGUCGCUAUAGCGCUGAAGAAGGCCAGCUACACAGCACAGAUCGUGGAGAGCAGGGUCUACGACGUCAAGUUGGAGGAGAUGUUGAAA
Messenger RNA from Iphiclides podalirius (scarce swallowtail), 855 nucleotides. Lineage: Eukaryota; Metazoa; Arthropoda; Insecta; Lepidoptera; Papilionidae. The record is from the annotation of a GenBank genome assembly.